GCGGGCUCGGACGAGCAGUGGGCAAUGGACGCGGCCUCGGGCGGCGGGUGGCUGCAGUCGCCGCCGUGCAAGGUGCUGUCUGGGCAGCUGCGGCUCGGCGUGAGGCGGGACGGGCAGCCGUCAGGGUGGCUGCUGGAGCGGGCGGGCGGCGGUCGGGCUCCGUUGGACGUGAGUGUGGUGUGGAUGCAGGGGACGGUGCUGGAGGUGCGGCCCGAGCACAACACCAGCCUGCAGCUCCUGGACGAGGCCGGCACGUUCACCGUGGUCGGCGCGGCCGCGGUCCCGCAGGGCAGGCCCUGCACUAGCCCAGCUGCUCCUGACUUGCUGAAUAUUUCCAGCACUUUCUGUCUUUGUUACCUGUUAGUGUACCUUCGCAAGCUGGCUGGUUUUAUGUGUGCGUGGCGGAGCAUUCUUCUCCCGACUGGUCUUCUGCACUGCUGGCUCCUUUGAUGGGGGACCAUGUUGUACUUCAGUGACUUCGGCUGCAGAGGAGCAGAACAAGGAUGACAAGUUUUGGAAAAGGAAUGAGCUGUCGCAUAAAAGUAUCUCCGACGUGGAAUCAAAAUCUGACCACUGAGGUGGGAACCUCACUUCACUUUAAACAAUUCACUGGGCCUUUAAUGGUCAGUGGAAAGCAAAUAAAAAUACUUUGGGCUGUUGAACAUAGUCCAGCUGCAAAGUGGAUCCUAGUAGAUUUUAAUCCCUACUCGCUCAAAACGUGCAAGGUAAUAGACUGACAGCAUGGAAAUUUUCUGACUAGAUACAGUAGUGUAGUGGUUAGCGUAAUGCUUCACAGCGCCAGCGACCUGGGUUCAAAUCCGGCCGCUGUCUGUAAGGAGUUUGUACGUUCUCCCCAUGUCUGCAUAGGUUUCCUCUGGGUGCUCCGGUUUCCUCCCACAUUUCCAAAGACAUACAGGUUAGGAAGUUGUGGGCAUGCUAUGUUGGCGCUGGAAGCAUGGUGACACUUGCGGGCUGCCCCCAAAACUCCUUAUGCAAAAUAUGUAUUUCACUGUGUAUUUCGAUAUACAUGUGACUAAUAAAGAUAUCUUUAUGCUUCA
This is a messenger RNA of Pristis pectinata (smalltooth sawfish), 1058 nucleotides long. It is a transcript of the gene rmi2, whose product is annotated as RecQ mediated genome instability 2. Bases 25 to 450 code for a protein of 141 amino acids. The transcript is spliced from 3 exons. Lineage: Eukaryota; Metazoa; Chordata; Chondrichthyes; Rhinopristiformes; Pristidae. The record is from RefSeq and is a predicted model, not a curated record.